Molecule: messenger RNA, 2240 nt
Organism: Pseudophryne corroboree (corroboree frog)
Lineage: Eukaryota; Metazoa; Chordata; Amphibia; Anura; Myobatrachidae
Product: zinc finger protein OZF-like
Exons: 1
Coding region: 39-1406 (455 amino acids)
Biological process (GO): regulation of DNA-templated transcription
Molecular function (GO): RNA polymerase II cis-regulatory region sequence-specific DNA binding; DNA-binding transcription factor activity, RNA polymerase II-specific
Source: RefSeq, a predicted model, not a curated record
AUGGACACACAAGCAGGAAUAUCUCCGAAGGACAUCUAAUGUUAUCCCCGGAUUGUGACAUAAAAGAUAAUGACAGUAGACAGGAUUCUCCAGGAGAUAACCCCAUUACCCCAAUUGUACAUCCAGCUCUAUCAGCUGAUCCCUCUGAUCCUGGGAAAUGUUCUCCUGAUCACUCUGAUAUUGGUGCAUCUGUUACAGUACUGACAGUAGAUACAGUGUUUCCCUGUUCUAUAGAUGCCAAAUGUUUUACACAAAACACAAAGCCUAUUACCCAUCAGACAGGUAAGGCAGGUGAGAGGCCAUUUCCAUGUUCUAAGUGUGGGAAAUGUUUUGCACAGAAAUCAUCUCUUGUUAUACAUGAGAGAAGUCACACAGGUAAGAAGCCAUUUUCAUGUUCUGAGUGUGGGAAAUGUUUUACAUCCAAAUCAUAUUUUGUUAUACAUCAGAAAACUCACAUAGGUGAGAGUCCAUUUACAUGUUCUGAGUGUGGGAAAUGUUUUACACGUAAAUCACAUCUUGUUCAACAUGAGAGAAGUCACACCGGUGAGAAGCCAUUUUCAUGUUCUGAGUGUGGGAAAUGUUUUACACGGAAAUCACAUCUUGUUCAACAUGAGAGAAGUCACACCGGAGAGAAGCCAUUUUCAUGUUCUGAAUGUGGAAAACGUUUUUCACACAAGUCUUGUCUUGUUAUACAUGAGAGAAAUCACACCGGAGAGGGGCCAAUUUCAUGUUCUGAGUGUGGGAAAUGUUUUGCACAGAAAUCAACUCUUGUUAGACAUGAGAGAAGUCAUACCGGAGAGAAGCCAUUUACAUGUUCUGAGUGUGGGAAAUGUUUUUCACUAAAAUCAAAUCUUGUUCAACAUGAAAGAAGUCACACUGGAGAGAAGCCAUUUUCUUGUUCUGAGUGUGGAAAAGGUUUUUCACACAAGUCAUAUCUUGUUAUACAUGAGAGAAGUCACACCGGAGAGAAGCCAUUUUCAUGUUCUGAGUGUGGAAAAGGUUUUUCACACAAGUCAUAUCUUGUUAUACAUGAGAGAAGUCACACGGGUGAGAAGCCAUUUGCAUGUUCUGAGUGUGGAAAAGGUUUUUCACACAAGUCCUAUCUUGUUAGACAUGAAAGAAGUCACACAAGUGAGAAGCCAUUUUCAUGUUCUGAGUGUGGCAAAUGUUUUAUACGGAAAUCACAUCUUGUUAGACAUGAGAGAAGUCACACAGGUGAGAAGCCAUUUUCAUGUACUGAGUGUGGGAAAGGGUUUAUACAAAAAUCACAUCUUGUUCGACAUGAGAGAAGUCACACUGGAGAGAAGCCAUUUUCAUGUUCUGAGUGUGGGAAAGGUUUUAUACGGAAAUCACAUCUUGUUCAACAUGAGAGAACUCACAGAGGUGUGAAGCAAUUUGCAUGCUGAGUGAUUAAUAAAUCAGCUCUUGUUGGACACAGUAGACAUCACACAAGUGGUGAACCAUUUUAAUCUUCUGGAUAUACUCAUCUUCACCAUUUCCCUGCAAUGUUCCUUCAGGUUUUAUCUUAUGUCCUGUGUUUUUUUUACAAUAUACAUGCUGCUACUGGGUGAAAUAAUAAGACGUCAUGUCCUCCUUUACCUCUGUUAUGCAGAUAACCUGUCUUUGUUCCGGGUACUGAAAACAAUACCAAUACUAAAUGUCUAGCUGAGCUCCAGAUGUGGGUGAUGCUAGUUGGCCAUGACUCAGUCCUAGUGAAUCAGGUCCAUAUGCUAAUGCACGCCGACUCGCCUGUCUUCUGAUUACUUCCACUCCUAUCCAAGAUUUUUCACGUGCUGCUCCCUUACUCUGGAAUUCCCUACCUCUCCCCCUCAGACUCUCCACCUCUCUACAAAACUUCAAACGGGCUCUUAAGACCCAUUUCUUUACCAAACCCAGCCAACUCUCAUCCUAACCCUCUGUUCCACGCUCUCUAUGUACCCCAUCUGUGUCACCCCUGUCUGUCUACCCCUCCCCUUAGAAUGUAAGCUCUCACAAGCAGGGCCCUCUUCCCUCAUGUGCUUAUCCUUUUCUUACUUUAAUAAUCCUCAACUGCCCAAAUCCUGCAGUUUUUUGGCCAUCCUGGAACUUAUCUCUAUGUCAUUUACUGGUGUAGUUAUGCUUAGUUACCCUGUACUUGUCCUAUAUUGUCUUCAACUGUAAGUCACUGUUUUCCUGUUUUGAUUAUGUGCACAUGUACUCUGUAAUUGGGUGCUGCGGAACCCUUGUGGUGCCAUAUAAAU